CGUGAUAUUGCCGGACUGCAGCCGCCACAAAGUGCGAUUACCGUAUCCUCACCCCAGUCCCUCUCUAUCAGAGUGCGAAGAGUGCGAAUAGACCGUCAAGAUGGUGAACAUUACGGAGAAGAUCAAAGAGAUUGAGGAUGAGAUGAGGAGGACGCAGAAGAAUAAGGCUACGGAAUACCAUCUUGGUCUACUGAAAGGAAAACUUGCCCGUCUCCGCGCCCAACUCCUCGAACCCGCUGCAGGUGCAGGUUCCGGCGGAGGACAAGGAUUUGAUGUAUCGAAAUCCGGAGAUGCGCGUAUUGCACUCGUUGGCUUCCCCUCGGUAGGAAAGUCUACCUUCCUCUCCAGAGUCACAAAGACGAAAUCGGAAGCCGCAUCAUACGCCUUCACCACGCUUACGGCGAUUCCUGGUGUGCUUGAGUAUGGUGGUGCUGAGAUUCAGGUCUUGGAUUUACCGGGUAUCAUUGAGGGUGCUGCGGAGGGCAAGGGACGAGGAAGACAGGUCAUUAGUGCUGCGAAGACAAGUGAUCUCAUCUGCAUGAUUCUUGAUGCUACGAAGAAGGCAGAACAGAGGCGAUUGCUGGAAGCUGAAUUGGAAGCCGUAGGUAUCAGAUUGAACCGCGAGCCGCCGAACAUCUACCUCAAGCCCAAAAAGGCCGGCGGCAUGAAGAUCAACUUCCAGGUCCCGCCGAAGCAUCUCGACGAGAAGAUGGUCUACAACAUUCUCAAAGACUACAAGAUGCUCAACUGCGAAGUCCUCGUCCGAGACGAAAACGCAACAGUCGACGACUUCAUCGAUGUCAUCAUGAAGGACCACAGGAAAUACAUCAAGUGUCUCUACGUGUACAACAAGAUCGAUAGCAUUGGUCUCCCGCACUUGGACGAACUGGCACGAGAGCCGCACACCGUCGUCAUGAGCUGUGAGCUCGACCUCGGCAUUCAAGACGUCGUGGACAGGUGUUGGGAAGAGUUGAGACUUAUUAGGGUGUACACCAAGAGGAAGGGCAAUGACCCAGAUUUCUCAGAGGCGCUCAUUGUACGGCACGGAAGCACGAUCGAAGAUGUUUGCGACCAAGUGCAUCGGACGCUGAAGGAGACAUUCAAGCAUGCUCUGGUCUGGGGUGCGAGUGCCAGGCACGUGCCACAGAAGGUGGGCUUGGGACAUGUAGUUAGCGAUGAGGAUGUUGUCAGUAUCGUGGCAAAGUAAUUGUGUCGUCGAAGCCAGGUAUGGAAUAGAGACGAAUGAGCAUCAGCUGUAUACGGCUCACAAGAGGGUCUGCCGAGACCGCCUAGAUCCAAAUCUUUCACGCCACCAAUAAUUGACCAUUCCUGCUACCAGUCAAGACAAAUGCACGCCACAAAACGCGCAAUCACGGUUUGUAAGCGCAAGAGUGGCGUGUCAACCGUGCUGUGAGCGUCCGAGCAUGUUCCGAGCAUCGGAUGAGAAGAUCUGAUAAG
This is a messenger RNA of Alternaria rosae, 1458 nucleotides long. RefSeq names its product P-loop containing nucleoside triphosphate hydrolase protein. Gene Ontology annotation, biological process: cytoplasmic translation. The record is from RefSeq and is a predicted model, not a curated record. Gene Ontology annotation, molecular function: GTPase activity; GTP binding. Bases 101 to 1207 code for a protein of 368 amino acids. The transcript is spliced from 6 exons. Lineage: Eukaryota; Fungi; Ascomycota; Dothideomycetes; Pleosporales; Pleosporaceae. Gene Ontology annotation, cellular component: cytoplasm.